AUGCAGAGGAAAAAGCAUCGUGAAAAUCAAAGAAAAUAUCGACAACGACAAGCGGCUUUCAUGGUUGUGCUCGUGGACGACGUUCAUCAGCUCCACAAAGAGAUCAAGGAGCUCAAUCAUCGGCGCUAUUCUAUCAAAGGAACUUUGGGAAUGAACAGAGAUGUCUGGAGCAUAGCUGUCGCGUACUAUGCGUGUUUCAGCUUUGGCCUCCAGUUGAGCACCCAAGACGUCUCCAAGCAACUAGAGUUUGUGAGAUGUGCUAUGUCCCCCGACGUAGCCUUCAAUGGUGGAUUCGGUCCGGACGAGUUGCUGAAAAGCUGGAGUGUCUUUCAGUGGUUCAGCGACGUGGAAGUGAAUCUAAUGAGGUUAGUCAAGCAGAGCGAGCACUGUGUCGUGAUGAUCACGAGGGCUAACGUGACGAUCACGGAGCGAACCUUGUGCAAUCUGUUUCCGCAUUUGUGGGAGGGCGAAAGGAAAUACUACUCUGUUAGAACCAAUUUGGCGACCAAACUUCUCGAUCAACGAAUUGUCAUGGAUGGCAGGACAGUGUUUCGAUGGGACAGCGUCACCAACUCUAUGGCAAGCGUGAAUAGCGACAACGAUAUGCUGACACCGAUUUUCCACCUACUAGGUAACCUAAAGGAUGUGUCAUUGGUAUUUGAUCAAGGACUUGUGUCUCCUGAUUUCCAGUGGAAAUACUCACCAUAA
This is a messenger RNA of Phytophthora nicotianae INRA-310, 708 nucleotides long. RefSeq lists its product as hypothetical. Bases 1 to 708 code for a protein of 235 amino acids. The transcript has a single exon. The record is from RefSeq and is a predicted model, not a curated record. NCBI's taxonomy places the organism in Eukaryota, Oomycota, Peronosporomycetes, Peronosporales, Peronosporaceae.